Molecule: messenger RNA, 1949 nt
Organism: Vicugna pacos (alpaca)
Lineage: Eukaryota; Metazoa; Chordata; Mammalia; Artiodactyla; Camelidae
Source: RefSeq, a predicted model, not a curated record
UCACUUCCUCUUUCCUCCUCCUUCUCAACAGCUCAGCAUCACUUCCUGGCUUAGCAUUGUCUUCAAAGUUAGAGCAGAGGGCAGGACCUGGACUUUCCAAGAAUUCAAAUUACCAUGGAAACCCAAUACUCCAGCGAUCCCAGGACCAGUUGUGGGCUUGGAAACCAAGACCACAGAGCUUCGCAACUGAGACUUGUCUUAGUGGGUAAAACUGGAGCAGGAAAAAGUGCCACAGGGAACAGCAUCCUUGGAAAGAAGGAGUUUCCUUCUGGCAUUUCGGCAAAAUCCAUCACCAAGUUCUGUAAGAAAGAAAAAACUGCCUGGAAGGGGAGAGAAGUUGUUGUCGUGGAUACGCCUGGCGUUUUUGACACCGACGUACAGGAUGCUGACACUCAAAGGGAGAUUGCUCGCUGCAUGGCCCUGACCUCCCCGGGGCCUCACGCUCUGCUCCUCGUGGUCCCGCUGGGCCGUUACACGCUGGAAGAGCACGAAGCCACGGAGAAGAUCCUGAACUUGUUUGGAGAGAGAGCUAGAAAACACAUGAUUCUCUUAUUUACCCGGAAGGAUGACUUGGAUGGCACUGAUUUCCACGAUUACUUAAAGGAAGCUCCAGAAGGCAUUCGAAAGCUGAUGGGCAAGUUCGAAAAUCGCUACUGUGUGUUCAACAACAAGGCGACAGGAGCUGAGCAGGAGAACCAGAGGGAGCAGCUGCUGGCCAUGGUCGAGCACUUGGUCGUGAAGUGUGGAGGAUGCUACACUAAUGAAAUUUAUCAAAAGGCCGAGGUGCAAAUUCAGAAACAAAUCCAAAUCUACAUAGCAGAGCUAGAGAGAGAGAAAGUGCAGAUGAGAGAGAAGUAUGAAAAGGAAAUCAGAGAGCUGAAGGAUGAGCUGGAGCGCGGGAAGCAAAUGGCACAAAUGAGGAGGGAAUUGGAAGAAAGGGAAAGUUUCUGUGCUUUAAGGCAGCAAAAUGCCAGAGAUGAAGUUGAGGAUCAGGAUGUGAUACUUGAAUUCAUCUUAUUAGCGUGGAAGGUUGCUUCCUUUCUUUUCUCUGUGUUUUGGGAAUAAACAUUAAGAUUAAACUCAAUGAAAAUCUGUCUGUAUUUCCUGCAUAUUUUUGGGUGGCCCUGCCCCAUAGAACUCAGUCACCGAAAUCAAAGCACCCUUCCUUUUCUGGCUCUCAGGCUCUCAGGACUAAGGAGCACAGUAAAGUUCACUGUUGGCAAUUGGUAGAUAGCUUGAUUGGUUUACAGGGGAAGGCCAAAUUCUCAGUUUGUGAAACUCCAAAGCAGAAGUACUGAUGCUCCUUAACUUUGAAUUCUUUCUCAGAGGCACAGAGAAAAGGAAUGCAGGUGACCAAAAGAGAUGACCCCAAGCUUUCUCUGCUUAUCCCUAGUAAAAGUUUCCACUCUAGGUUCUUUCUAGAUUGGUAGGUAAUCUCCCUGCUGUGCCUUCUUCUGACUUACUUUGCCCUUCAGACCAGUGAUCAUUUUACCCCUAUAGCUUAUUAGAAAGAUCAAUUCUUUGCAUUUGUUAAGCUUAUGGAUGGAGGUGCUUAGGGAAUUAUUUCUAGAUGAAUGGAAAUUUGUUUACUUACGGUUUUACAGAAGGGCUCAAAUUGUUUCUUACCAUCUGCCCGUUGAUGAGCAAACAGUUAUCUGGAAAGAACUCAACUAAGGAUAAUGUCAGAAAGAGUGAAAGGCAGAGAUUGAACAGAGAUCGAACAACGUAUAUGGGGUGGUUCAGAUGUUAUCUGUAGAAACUCCUUCACCAAUAUAAACCAAUCUACUCAAUACCCAGUUCUCUCCCUGUGACGUUAACUGCUGCUACCCCACCUCCAUCACCCACACCUUGAUUACUCACUGCUUGGCGGGUUGUGGGCCCACUGCUGCCCUACCCAGUUGAAUUGUUUGCUUAUCGUUAUUAUAAUAAAAGCCUUCUGUUCGCUCAUA